AUGUCGAACCUCUUUGCAGUCCCUGUCUUCUUUAUCGUCUUCCGAGAGACUCUGGAGACUGCCGUUAUAGUUUCUGUACUCUUAGCCUUUCUGAAGAAAACAAUUAACAAUCCUGAUAGCGAUAAAGCUGUCUAUAAAAGACUUGUUCGACAGAUAUGGCUAGGGACAGCCACUGGACUCCUGAUAUGUAUAAUUAUCGGCAGUGGGCUGAUAGGUGCCUUCUACACGCUUGGAAACAACAGUUGGGAGAAAUACGAAUACAUCUACGAGGGAUCCUUUGCCAUAAUUUCGUCUCUUAUCAUAUCAAUUCUUGGGGCGGCUCUUCUGCGUGUUUCAAAGAUGCAAGGAAAAUGGCGUAUCAAGCUAGCUAAAGUCUUAGAGGAUCGAGCGCUUACUGUUGAGGGAAAGCGGGCUAGUAUCAAACGUUGGUUCGGGCAGUAUGUUUUAUUCAUGGUUCCAUUUGUCACUAUCAUGAGAGAGGGACUGGAAGCUGUUAUUUUCGUCGCAGGCGUGUCGUUUUCCGCACCGGCAACAGCAGUACCACUUGCCGUCGCCGCCGGCCUCAUUGCCGGUGGAGCCGUAGGCUGGUUAAUUUAUAACGGCGGAAAAUCAUCGCAAUUGCAAAUAUUUUUAGUCAUUUCUACAGGGCUUCUUUACCUAGUUGCCGCCGGACUUUUUUCACGUGCUGUUUGGUUUUUUGAACAGUACAAAUGGAACCAAGCCGUUGGCGGUGAAGCUGCCGAAAUGGGGGCCGGCCCAGGCUCAUACGAUAUUGACCAGAGUGUUUGGCACAUAAAUUUUGGCAGCCCACAUAUGAAUGGCGGUGGCGGAUGGGGAGUUUUUAAUUCUAUGCUGGGAUGGCAGAACUCAGCGACAUACGGUUCUGUAAUCUCUUACAACAUUUAUUGGAUUACUGUCAUCAUUGGAUUUCUCGUCAUGCGUUUCAAAGAAAUCAAUGGUCAUCUCCCGUUUAGAAAGACUCAACAGCCUGAUCACAGUCAAACUGAGAGCGAUAGUGACAGAGGAGACAUGAAGAAAUACACACAAACAAGCCUAUUUUUAACUGAGGUUUCACGAAUAGAAGAACAAAGAUGUAGGUCUACAUAUUGA
Messenger RNA from Blumeria graminis f. sp. triticale, 1110 nucleotides. The record is from the annotation of a GenBank genome assembly. Lineage: Eukaryota; Fungi; Ascomycota; Leotiomycetes; Helotiales; Erysiphaceae.